Geodia barretti is the source of this 1609-nucleotide messenger RNA. The record is from the annotation of a GenBank genome assembly. NCBI's taxonomy places the organism in Eukaryota, Metazoa, Porifera, Demospongiae, Tetractinellida, Geodiidae.
CAAACACUGGUGCUAAAUCUGUCCCCACUGUUCCAAGGUCUACAUAACUAUGGUUAGGUAGCCCAGCUCCUGUGGAUAAGGAGACAUAAGGGAAAGUCUGACAGUCAACCUCCAGACUACAGAGAGAAUCAAACGCAAGCACAAAAUCUCGAAUCCAUCGCGCAACAAAUAGAAUAACGGUGGUAUUCUCGUGUUAUAGAGUGAAUGCUUCCGGUGAAAAUUUGCUGCUUUAUUUAGCGCAUGCGCACGCACAGGGUCAACGUUCCCACGCGCACACGCGCGGAAAAAAAAAGCUUACGCCUGCAAAUUUGGGGAGAGGCGCAUUGUCAUGGAGUUUCAGAUCCCUUUAUCCCGCGAGGACCUUCUCCGGCCGUCGGGAGGCUCCCAGUUCUUUGUACCAGAGCCUCUCCCAGCCAGAGAGAUUGUGUCUCGACUUGAAGAAUGCAGGUCACUGCUGGACUCUAGUGUAAUUGCCUCCAUUCCCGAGUGUUUCCCUGUCUUCUUCAGUCUUCUACAGAAUUUCCUGAGUGUGGGUGUGUCAGUGAGAGAGAGUUACUGGAGGAUUGGGGUCAGGGGGCUGGAGGGGGUGUGUCACCAAGUGGGCGGGGCUAAUUUCACCGGUAUGACACAGACGAAGAAGGCGGAACUGAGGAAUGCACUGAAGAUGAUGGUGUAUGUGGUAGUACAGUUGGUUGAAGAGUUUGAAACUGAUGCCACCAAACCUGAUUCCCUGGACAUCGUCACCAACAAGGUACAGAAUCAUCUUUCUGUGAUGAUGUAUUACAUCAGGACAGAGGGGCUGGGCUCGGCAGGGUCCAGGUUCAGUACCAGACUCUGGGAAUGAGACCAGACCAUCAGGUUGUCAGGUGGUGGACGUGGAAUUCUGUUCCUCCAUUCCAGAGGUCGUAGGGUGCAUCUCGUUCCAAAACUACUACACUCAUACCCUCACACUCAGGUACUGUAACCGGCUCUCUGAGCAGAUUUCAAAUUCGAAAUCCGACCGCCCAACUCAAAAGGAAUGGAGAACAGGAAUAGAGAGGGUUCAACUGAUGCCAAACUGCCACUGUGAACGAGGCAGCCAGAGCUUGGUUUUCCUAAAUAAAGCCCACUUCCUAGCCUCGCUGGAGAAUGUAAUUAGUCUCCGUCUCAUUCUGAGACAGCCGUCUCCAGAAUGGAACCAGUUUGGUAUCAGAGAUCUCAAAAUCUACUCUGUUGCUAAUCCGUUCCACCGGAAUGGAAAUACCGGAACCAGACCUACUUUCAUGUCGCCUGAUGGAAUGGAACAGGUACUACGGAAUGGACUGCAGACCAAUGGCGACAUGGAAUCAGGGCAAGACAUAAACAGACACCCUUAUGAUGUAGCAACACUCUCUUACACGUGAAAAAAAUAUUAUGAAAGUGCUUUAUGACAUGAGUAAAGUUGGCUCAUUUGAUUUUGAUGCUGUGUGAGACGUUGGCUCUGAUGCCAGAGGAUUCACCUCCGUAGCGAUGGAGCUCCUUCAUUACCUCACGCACCUGCACAGCACAACAAAAACCAAUAUAAUAGUUAGACGCUGAUUCGAGGUAACUACGCGCAGUAGAAAGCCGAGAGCCCCGGCAUUGUGGCGCC